Messenger RNA from Morchella sextelata, 177 nucleotides. RefSeq lists its product as uncharacterized. The transcript has 2 exons. The record is from RefSeq and is a predicted model, not a curated record. The coding region runs from base 1 to 177 and encodes 58 amino acids. Lineage: Eukaryota; Fungi; Ascomycota; Pezizomycetes; Pezizales; Morchellaceae.
AUGAAGAAAAAGGGUACCCGGGAAGAUGAGCCAGAACGCAAGCGGAAGGAAACUACAAGAGACCAGCGGUUACAGGUAGUUACGCUGCGGGACCAUUCUAAACCACAGAUGUCAUGGACCGCUAUUGGUAGGGAGGAUUGGACCGUAGAUUGUGUCAAGGGAUCUAUCGCCGAGUAA